Linum trigynum is the source of this 876-nucleotide messenger RNA. Lineage: Eukaryota; Viridiplantae; Streptophyta; Magnoliopsida; Malpighiales; Linaceae. The record is from the annotation of a GenBank genome assembly.
AUGAACAUUCCAUCUCUUCUCCAUGGCCUCGGCUGGAAUUCUCUAGUUGAAGACACGAGAUUCAGCUAUUGCCCUGAAUCUGUUCGUAAAUUCUAUGUCAAUAUCAAGUGUGGUCCUGGAUGUAACCCAUCUUUCUUUACCACUACUGUGUUUGACUAUGAGGUCAAGGUCACCCCGCAGCUUCUGGCAAACCUUCUUGAUCUUCCUUACUCUGGGUUUCUAGCUGGAACUGAUGGCGAAUUCUCAGAUCGAGGGUUCUGCUUUUCUGCUGAACUAGCAUCUCUCACCCGGGAUAUAGGUCGAUUCUAUCCUACUCAGCUUGCGGCUGGAUGUCUUCAUGAAGAUCUGAAAAUCCUGUCGAAUGCCAGAUUUGGUCGCCAAAUCAGCUAUGCUUCCCUCAUGUUUCAUCACAUGAUUAAGUAUGGGAUGGAGUACUUCACGGGGCUUUUGCCUUUUGGCCCUCAGAUUACUAAGCUUCUGUACAAGGUAGGAAUCGAUCUUAGUGAAAAUAUCAUUCUGUGCAAUGUGCUCGAAGAUCUGCGACCUCAGCAUAUCCUGGCCAAGUUAGAUGCUGAAGUAGGCCCCCGCAAGCUCGUCACUGGCUCAGGGGGAGUCAAUGCUAAUCCUGCAGAAUCAUAUGUGUCAGGAAAGCUGGUAGGAGCACUUAUGGAUGCAUCAAUAUCUGUAGUCAAACGAGAAUCAGUGAUGCCUGAAAAGCCAACCACCUCUCUGAAGAGACUUAGGGAAAAAGAUCUGAUGUGGCCUAAAUUCAUAUAUGAAUCAGGAACUGUUAAUGAUGCCAUAAGUUCUGAUUCUGAGUCUGAGGAAGCAGAAGGAGUUUCAGACUAUGAGUCACCGCCAGAUUAUCCUUUCUAG